AUGAACAACAACAAAGAAUAUAAUCUAUACGACACGUUAAGUGAAAUGCAAGUGAUUGAUGUCGACGAGAGUUACAAGGCAACAGAAGACGAGCCGAUAUACAAAGAACACCCACACUUCUGGGACAUUCUAUUUAUGCAACGUGCUCCUCAAUACAUUCAAAAGGGUCGGAAAGGGAGUUUAGAAGUCUCUGAUUUAGGUAUGCUUCCUUCCACUCUCGACGUCGAGAAGUCGUUCACUCAAAUGAUAUCAUCGUGGAAAACAGAAACAACAAAACACCCCACAAACCCUUCCCUCUUUCGUUCUUUAAUUCGAGUUGAAUGGAAGUCGUUUCUCUUCUGUUAUUUGUUUUUGUUAAUAUCUCAGUUAGGUACUUUAUUGAUCCCACUUGUCAUUCAAUUUCUUAUCAAGUGGGUCCAAAGCACCACCUUCGAAAUCUAUGUAGGAAUUCUCUUUCUCUUAGGUAUCACUAUCAUUCAAAUACUCACUUCAUUUGGUGCUCAAUUGUCAGUCAAGUGGAUUUUUGUGUUAUCUCUCCGUCUUCGCAAUUCGAUCAUCUCGAUGAUCUAUUACAAAGCCUUGCGGUUGAACGUAUUAGACAUCGAAGACACGGGAAGAUUAGUCAACUUAAUGUCCAACGACUCGAUGUUAUUUGUGGAACAACUCCCACAAGUACUUUCCGGUUCGGUAGCUCCCGUCUUGUUUCUCGUGUUAUGUGCAAUUCUAUUUGGGUAUGUCCGCCUUUGGGCCUUCAUCCCCAUCAUCCUCUGUCUUCUCUUUGUAUUCGCCAAUUUACUUUCAAGUCAAGUGAUUGGGUACUUCUAUAAUAAGAGUCAAAGGCGAAUAGACAAGCGUCUGGGCUUCUUCAGUGAAAUCCUCAAAAACGUCAAAUUUGUGAAGUACAAUGCAUGGGAGAAUGCAAUGGAAAAGAAACUCGUGGCAUUGCGAAGAAGCGAGUUGCUUUCGAUCUUUGGGACAUUAUGUGGACGAUCCUCUGUAGUCACUUUAAUGCUGGAACUCUCUCCGUUUCUUGCUUUUGCGUUGUUUCUGUCUUUCAUUAUAACAAAGAAGACUUUGGACGUGAGCGAAGUCUUUUCGUUGAUUUGUUACUUUAAUUGCAUUCGAUACCCAUUCAUGAAUUUCGGCUAUUUCGUCGCAGCUGUUUUGACCUUUAAAAUAGCAAUCAAACGACUUCAGAAGUAUUUCAUGAUGCCAGAGCUCCACCCCAGUGACGAGAAUUCGUCUUUUAUUAAUACAGUUGCAGUAGAUUUUGACAAUGUCGAGUAUCACUUUCCAGAUGGUCAAACGGCGUUUAGUUGUGACAAAUUAGAAAUAGAAAAAGGGGAAUUAGUCUGUGUGUUAGGAAGUGUUGGGUCCGGAAAGACUUCAUUUUUAUUGUCUUUACUUGGAGAACUCGAUAAAACAAGUGGAAAGUCACAAACACGAGGACAAGUGACUUAUGCAAGUCAAACGGCUUGGCUGAUGAACACAACCAUUCGAGAAAACAUAUGCUUCACUAAACAAUACGACAAACAGAAGUUUGAGAAGGCGUGCGACUGCGCUUGUUUAAAACACGACUUAGAAAUUUUGCAAGGAGGCGAUUUAUAUGAGAUUUCAGAAAGAGGAGCUAACUUAUCUGGAGGUCAGCGGCAAAGAGUGUCUCUUGCCAGACUUUUCUACAACUCCGGAGAUGUCGUACUUUUGGAUGACCCUCUCAGUGCAGUUGACUUUGAGGUUGGGAGUUACAUAUUUGAAAAAGGUAUAGAAGAUUACUUAGACCAUAAGACACGAAUAAUAGUGACAAAUCAGACGUAUUUUAUUGAUAAAGCUGACAGGAUUAUAGUCAUUAACAACAAGAAAAUGGUGUUUAAUGGAUCGAUUGAUGAAUUAAGAAACAGCGAUUUAGCUGAAGCCGAAGUUGUUAAGAGUGUCACCAAAAACAAAGAAACGUGCAAGAAGAAAAGUAUUAUAACAAAGCCACAAGACGUUUCAGCCACACAAACUGAAGAAGAGAAGCGCGAAAUAGGUGGAGUUUCCUUUAAAACGUAUUUAGAGUACUUUGUGUCUGGUGGAUUUGUACUCUUCACGUUUGUCUUUUUAACGUCGCUCAUUCGGUGUGGGUUCAGACUGUGUUAUUUCAUCUUUUUGAUACAAUGGACGAACACAAUUAACACUACUCUUCCACAAGGAGAGGUUAUUUGGUUUUAUUUGAACUCGAUAUCUAUUGGUGCUGGCAUUGUCGCGACUUAUUUCUCGAUGAUUUCAAUUUCAAUAUUUGGUUUGGUGUCUUCCAAAGUUCUCCACUGGAAGAUGGUGAGAAAUUUGAUGAGGACGUCGUUGUCUUAUUUUGAUGUUACACCGCUUGGGAGACUUUUGAAUUACUUUUCGCGCGACUUGCGAUUUGUCGACUUCAAUUUGCCGGUCCAAUAUGAAAUGUUUAUUGGACAGGGGUGUGAGAUUCUCUCUUGUUUUAUAGUCAUUUGUGUCUGUUCUUACUAUCUCGUCAUUGUCGUUGUAUUCUCGAUUAUUGUGUUCUUAAUAUUUCACACGUACUUUGUGCGCUCUUCAAUUGAGAUGCAAAGAAUAGAAGGCAUAUCUCGAUCCCCUAUAUUCAUUCACUUUGACCAGACCUUAAGUGGUUUGACUACUGUAAGAAACUAUAAAGCACAAGACACGUUCAUUCAGUCGAUUAACAAGAAGUUGAAAAACAACACAUUGGCGUAUUACACUUUACAAAUGGCAAUUUCGUGGUACUCCCAACGCCUCGACUGGCUUGGGAUCUUUGUAUCAAUGUGCACUCUUAUAGUGAUCGUCGUCUUAAAAAUUCAAAAUGACAUCCAAACGGGUGCUGCUGGUGUCGCGUUAAUGAACGUGGCACUUUUAGGUACGCUCGUCUCUCGAUUUUCUCAAAACAUAUUACAAGUCGACAUCACAAUGCAGUCUGUCGAGCGACUUUUGACACUAAAAGACAUAUCAGAGGAAGAGCCCAAAUCCAAAACACUUCGUUAUCAAGAAAUUAAACCAAAUUGGCCAUCCAAUGGAUCAAUCGAGUUUCGCAAUUAUGGGUUCAGAUAUCGAGACACUUUACCACCAGUGUUACAGGCUGUUUCCGCUCGUAUCCAACCCAAAGAAAAAAUUGGGGUUGUGGGGCGUACGGGGAGUGGUAAAUCGACAUUGAUGGCUGGGAUAUUUAGAAUUAAUGAAGCGCUUGAGGGGAGUAUUGUUAUCGACAAUGUCGAUGUAUCGGAGGUACCUCUUCACACACUACGGAAGCGUGUUUGUAUAUUACCGCAAGAAGCCACGAUGUUCAGCGGUACCAUUCGUGAUAAUAUGGAUCCAGAAAACACCAAAACUGAGGAUGAAAUUACUCGUGUGUUAAAGUUGGUGAACAUUGACAAACCACUCGACUAUCUCGUCACUGAAAAUGGUGAGAACUUUUCUUUAGGCGAAAGACAGAUGAUUUGCAUCGCGCGUGCGUUAUUAAGAGGAGCAAAGAUCUUAAUAAUGGACGAAGCUACAGCAUCAAUAGACAUACAGACAGACAUAUUGAUACAAGAAAUGGUCCGAAAGAACUUUGUUGAUUGUACAGUACUAACUAUUGCUCAUAGACUUCAUACCAUUAUGGAUUCCAAUCGAGUCAUGGUAUUCGAUAGUGGCAAAUUAGUUGAAAUGGGAACGCCUCUCGACUUAUACAACAUCAAGGAGUCUAUUUUCCACAACUUAGUGAAGAAGUCUGGGUGUGAAAAUGAACUCAUUCAAUUAGCCAAAGGUGAGAAGUCGAUCGCAGAGACUUUAAAAAGCACAAAACAAGAAGAAAAAUGA
This is a messenger RNA of Entamoeba invadens IP1, 3822 nucleotides long. Its product is annotated as multidrug resistance-associated protein, putative. Bases 1 to 3822 code for a protein of 1273 amino acids. Gene Ontology annotation, cellular component: membrane. Gene Ontology annotation, biological process: transmembrane transport. Gene Ontology annotation, molecular function: ABC-type transporter activity; ATP binding; ATP hydrolysis activity. The record is from RefSeq and is a predicted model, not a curated record. The transcript has a single exon. Lineage: Eukaryota; Evosea; Mastigamoebida; Endamoebidae.